GUCUGGUAACGGACAGAAGGGGAUGUUGGGUUCGCUUUAAGACUAGCGAUCGCUCUUGCUGUAAGAUUUCGAAAUCGCCAUUGUUGCAUUCAGCACAGCGAUGUGGAGUGGAGAUUGGGGCUUCCGGUUUGAAAGAGCCAUCUAUGUGAAAUACAUCGAGCUGCGGAGCUGUUGAGUCCUGGACCUUUUAAUCUCAAUCUAUUGUUAUCGGAGAUGAUAUAGAGACGGUAUCAGCACGGUCCGUCUGACACACCUGGGAUUUCGAGACCAUCCAGAGUCAGCAAAGCUCAUUUCGAUUUUUUUCAGGCUGUGGAAUAUAUAAUUCCUGAAAGGGGAAUUUGUUUAGCAGUAAAUAGUAAAGCGAGGCAUUCUAGGGAGUUUUAUUUCAUGGGGAUGUGUUCAAGGCAAGAGAGAAUACAAAAAGACGUCGACAUCGUAAUUCAAAGGUGCAAGGCAGAGAAAGACUGCCUAUUUUCUGAUUUCCGAUUCACAGACGCCACUUUCACAUUCACUUACUCCAAGGGAUCUAAAAGGGUGUCCUAUUCUGUGCACGUCUCGGAAGACUAUCCAGACAACACCUACGUGUCAAAUUCUGAAAAUGAUGAUGACGUUUUAGUUACAAGAGAUCCUAUUCCGGUCAUUUUCCACAGAGUAUCAACAGAAAUUAGAAUAAACAAUGAUGCCACCAGCUGCCUGUCCAUCAAAUCAAAGCUUCAGAAUGACAAAAACCAGUGUCAUUCCACCAUAGAGGAAGAUUCGGAGGACAAUGACUCAGAGGAGUUCUAUUACGGCGGCCAGGUGAACUACGAUGGAGAGCUCCACAAACACCCACAGCUGGAGGCUGACCUGGCAGCAGUGAGGGAAAUAUAUGGACAUCAUGCAGUAUCUCUCAGGGAAUAUGGUGCGAUCGAUGAUGUUGACAUUGAUUUACACAUCGAUGUCAGUUUCCUAGAUGAGGAAAUAGCACUUGCGUGGGAUGUGAUCAGGACAGAACCUGUCAUUGUGCGUCUCCAUUGUUCGCUGACGCAGUACCUGAAUGGACCAGUUCCAACAGUUGAUGUUUUCCAAGUGUCUACCAAAGACAGGUUUGGGCUCGGACAUCAAUUAAAAAAGAUCAUGCAGACAUUCGUCACACAGCAAUGGAAACAGCAGAGUAAAGAGAAACUGAACUGCCCACACAGCAAAAAGCAGCUGGACAAGAAGGUGAAGUCACCGCUGCACAUCUUUUCAACUCUUCGCAGAUCACCCAGCUACCCUCCUCCUGGAUGCGGAAAGAGUAAGAAGAAGCUGAAGCCGGAGCAGGACGGCGUGUCCAAGUCCCAUAAACUGUUGCGCAGGACUUGCUCCAGCACGGUGAAGCCAGAGGACGGCUGCGCCAGCAAGUCCCACAAGCUCCUGGGCCGCUCCCUGUCCAGCGACCCGCGGGCGGAGCAGCCGCUGCUCCCCAAACCCCACAGACUGCUGCCCCGGCCGUGCCCGUCCGCGGUCAAGCCGGACGACUGUGCCUCCCUGAAGCCUCACAGGCUCCUGCCGCGGUCGUGCUCGGGGGAGCCGCGGUGCGAGCACGGCGUGGGCGGGGGCAGCGGCGGGGGCGGCGCCGGCUCCGCCCUCAAGCCCCACCGGCUGCUGAGCCGCUCCUGCUCCGGAACCAUCCGCACCGAGGAGCUGGAUGGGCUCAAACACCACAAGCUUCUCAGCAGGUCCUACUCCAGCAGCACCAAGCUGGGCAAGGCGGACCUCUUCAAGGAGCCCGUCUCCGAGGGCCGGCGCCUCUCUCUUACCUCAGGGCUCAUCGGGAUCCUCGCCCCAUCGCUGGCCACGCCUCCCACGCCCAACAGUGGGGCGAAGUCAAUACCAGUAAGAGAUCGAGGCUUUCUUGUUCAGACUAUGGAGUACGCUGAGCAGAGGAUCCCUGUCCUUAAUGAGUUCUGCGUGGUCUGUGAUGAGCCCCAUGUGUUCCAGAAUGGACCGAUGCUGAGACCCACGGUUUGUGAGCGGGAGCUCUGUGUGUUUGCCUUCCAAACCCUGGGGGUCAUGAAUGAGGCUGCAGAUGAGAUCGCCACAGGAGCCCAGGUUGUUGAUUUAUUGGUCUCCAUGUGCCGAUCUGCACUUGAGUCACCCAGGAAAGUCUUGAUUUUUGAGCCAUAUCCUUCUGUGGUCGAUCCCAACGAUUCUCAAACACUGGCCUUCAACCCACGGAAAAAGGACUAUGAUCGAGUGAUGAGAGCCCUUGAUAGCCUUACAUCUAUCAGAGAAAUGACCCAGGCACCUUACUUGGAAAUUAAGAAGCAGAUGGACAAGCAUGACCCACUAGCUCAUCCCUUAUUGCAGUGGGUGAUAUCCAGCAACAGGUCACAUAUAGUUAAACUACCAGUAAACAGACAACUGAAGUUCAUGCACACGCCACACCAGUUCCUCCUGCUCUGCAGUCCACCCGCCAAAGAAUCCAACUUCAGAGCUGCCAAAAACCUCUUCGGAAGUACCUUUGCAUUUCAUGGUUCUCACAUAGAGAACUGGCACUCCAUACUGAGGAAUGGUCUGGUUGUCGCAUCGAACACAAGACUCCAGCUCCAUGGCGCCAUCUAUGGGAGUGGAAUCUAUCUCAGCCCAUUGUCAAGCAUUUCCUUUGGUUACUCAGGGAUGAAUAAAAAACAGCAGAAAGUUGCUUCGAAGGACGACACAGCGGCUAACAGCAAGACCAACAUUAACUUGCAGUCACAGAAGAAGGGGCACCAGCCGCAGUUUUUGCAAAGUCGGAAUCUGAAGUGCAUAGCCUUAUGCGAAGUUAUUACUUCUCCUGAUCUGCACAAGCACGGCGACAUCUGGGUAGUUCCGAACACAGAUCACGUCUGCACCAGAUUUUUCUUUGUGUAUGAGGACGGACAGGUUGGUGACACGAGCAUCAACACACAAGACGCUUGCAUCCACAAGGAGAUCCUGCGCGUUAUAGGCAAUCAAACUGCCACUGGGUGAUGAGGACCCAUGCAAUACCGCUGCCUGGACACGCCCUCUUCUGUCUCAGAGCUGGAUUUUGAGCUGAAGACGUGAAUCUAAUGUUUUGUCAAAAAAAAAAAUCUGAAGAAAAAAAAAAAAAAUCACAACAAAUUUAGGUACACUUGAAAUAGCUACACUAUUUGUACCUCCCCUCAGUGUGAACUCCGUAGGUACGCACACUGAAAACAUGUAGCAAUCUGUUUAGAAAGUACCAUUUUGCAGAGUUUAUAAAGGAAAAUACCCUUUUUCAGGAACUUCGAGUUUGACUGA
Molecule: messenger RNA, 3264 nt
Organism: Megalops cyprinoides (Indo-Pacific tarpon)
Lineage: Eukaryota; Metazoa; Chordata; Actinopteri; Elopiformes; Megalopidae
Gene: parp8
Product: poly (ADP-ribose) polymerase family, member 8
Exons: 26
Coding region: 388-2973 (861 amino acids)
Biological process (GO): endoplasmic reticulum unfolded protein response
Cellular component (GO): endoplasmic reticulum tubular network; intracellular anatomical structure; membrane
Molecular function (GO): protein serine/threonine kinase activator activity; NAD+ poly-ADP-ribosyltransferase activity; kinase binding
Source: RefSeq, a predicted model, not a curated record